AUGUCUAACUUGAUCGACUGCAUUGCUCUUAUUGGGCAUGUUCAUAAAGAACUUUCGUUCAAACGAAGAGACCAGAUCCGACCAAGUCUGACAAAUGAAUUCAAACCAGCAUGCUCUCGUAACAAUAAAAUAGAGAAAUCACUUUCUGGUGAUGACCUCUCUAAAGUGUUACAGGACUUAAGAGCAACAAGCAAGGUUGUUAAUAACUUAACACAUAUUUCUACCAGUUGAAAGCCAAGAUCAUCAGCAAAUUAUAAUUCAGCAAGCACAUCACGCCCUCAUUUUUUACCGCAUCAGGGGAGGGGCCAUUACCCUCCCCGGCCCAAUCGAGCAUUAAAUAAUGUUAUUGCUCCUAUAGAAUGCUCCUAUAGAAUUUAUUUCACCAAUAUUCACUGUUCCUAAGAAGGAUGGUGGUAUACGUCUUAUUUUGAACUUAAAAAAGGAAUGCAUUGCUAAUGUAGUACAAACAGUAAAAGUGUUUGACAAUGUUGGGCUUGUACCCCAUCCAGACAAGUCAACAUUCAUACCAGUACAGGAGAUUGUUUUUCUAGGUUUUGUCAUUAACUCAAUCUAUAUGACGAUAAGAUUGACACCUGAGAAAAUAAAACACAUAAAAGAACUGGUCAAACAGACUAUAGAGUCAAUACUCAUAUAAAAAUACGUUCGGUUGCUAAACUUAUUGGCUGUCUUAUUGCCAGCCUCCCUGUGAUAAUGUAUGGGGCACUUUAUUGCAAGUAUUUAGAAAAAGAAAAAAUUGCUGCACUUAAAUCAUGUAAAGGAAAUUUUGAUGCCUUUAUGUCUCUAUCGCAAAAUGCUAAGUAUGAACUUGACUGGUGGUUAAAUCAUAUUGAUACCAGUUUCAAUCCCAUAAGAUGCCCACAUGUGGAUGUUGUUUUAUAUUCAGAUGCAUCAUUGAAAGGCUGGGGUGCUGUUAAGGGGGAAAUAUCAACAGGGGGUAAAUGAACAGCUGUAGAGGCAAAAUGCCAUAUUAAUGUCCUGGAAUUACACGCUGUUUUGUUGGCGUUGAAAUGUUUUAAGGUUUCUAUUACUACCAAACACGUACAAAUCCUGGUUGAUAACACCACUGCAGUAGCUGUCAUUAACCAUAUGGGCAGUGUACACAGUGACAACUGUCAUUUAAUGGCCACAAAAAUUUGGGAAUUUUGUUUUCGUAAUGAUAUAUGGCGCACAGCUGCCCACUAAUGUUGACGCUGACCAUGCAUCUCGAAAUUUUAUCAGUGUUGAUACUGAGUGGAUGCUCAAUUCCACAUGUCUUGUCGAAGCAUUAGAGACUUCCGUCAGCCCCCGAUCAAAUUCAUCCACUUCACAGAAGGAUGGAACUUCUUAUUUGUCUCUUAUCGGGGAGAAACUUAAAGCCCAAGGAUUGUCCCAAAGCUCCAUAAAAAUUAUAUUGGCAUCCUGGAGAGCAGGUACUCAUAGUCAGUAUCAAUCUCAAAUUAUCAAAUGGCAAGAACUUUGUGCGCAAGUAUAAGUGUGAUAUGAUAUCGCCGCCUGUUACAUUUGCAGUGGAUUUUUUGGCGCAGUUAUCUGACUCUGGUAUGUCUUAUAGUUCUGUUAAUACUGCACGAAGUGCCUUGUCUAGUCUUCUACAGUUGCAUGAUGUAAAUAUGUCAUUUGGGCAUUUACCAGUUGUUAAACGUUUCAUGAAAUGGUUGUAUGAGUUGAAACCAUGUUUUCCCCUGAUACCAGACAAUUUGGGAUGUAAGCGUUGUACUUAAUCAUCUUCGCAAGCAGCCACCUAUACUGGAGCUUAGUCUAAAAGAUCUCACUCUACAUUUGACCUUUCUACUAUGUCUAUUGAAUGGUCAACGUUGCCAGACUAUAAACUGCCUGUCUCUUGAACAUAUGCAACUAACUGAUGGAAAAUGUGUGUUCAUUGUUGCGAACAAGAUCAAACAAUCACGAGUAGGAAAACAUAUUAAACCACUUGAAUUUCUUGGAUACCCACAAGACCAAACUGCAUGUGUUUUAACACAUAUUCGAGAAUACAUCAGACGAACAGCUGCCCUUCGGAAAAGUCAGCAGUUAUUAAUAAACUAUGUAAAACCUCAUGGUCCGGUAUCAAAAGACACAAUCUCUCGUUGGUGUAAAACAGUGCUUGGUUCAUCUGGCAUUGACAUAUCAAAACUCAAGGGACAUAGUACCAGAACGGCUUCAUCAUCCCAUCUUGCAGGAUGUAAUAAUAAUAUCCAAGAUAUUUUGUCCUCUGCUGGUUGGUCGAAUGAAAAGACGUUUCAACGUUUCUAUGACAAGCCCACGGAAUCAAGUUUUAAUUUCGGAAAGGCUUUUUGGAUUCAACAUGUUAACUCUAUUUAACGUGCCUAUAAUCUUUAAAGUUCCUUGUUCAUAUUACAUUGUGCAUUUAUUAUGUGACAAAUAUAAUAAAACGUUGUGUUUUUUGCUGGUGCAUUUAAUAUUGCACUUACAGUGGGUAUCACUGUUUCUCAUCGCUACCCACGCUACAAUUACUCAAUGACCUUUUUUGAAAUCUCGUACAACUCCGGAACGACCGAGUUGACGACGAAGUAGAAUUUGAAAUUAAACGAGACUUACCUGUAAGUUGAAGUUUGAUUGGAAUUCUGCGAGUCAUCAACAGGGAGUGAAGGAGUUGUACUCCCGCCCAUUUUUUAUUACAAAUAAUAAACCCACCCAAAUUACAAAAUUGUCAUUGGGUAAUUGGGCUCUUAAGACUGGUUUUGCGCAUGCGCUGCACUCUCUAGUAUAACUCCUUCACUCCCUGUUGAUGACUCGCAGAAUUCCAAUCAAACUUCAACUUACAGGUAAGUCUCGUUUAAUUUCAAAUCUCGGCACACCCCCUGCAGACCGCGCAAACAAAAACAAUAGGAAGGGACUGAAACGAUGUCCAUUCAAUCUCGUACCCAAGGCAUGCCUGUUCGUAGGCGAAAGGGUUCCCUCUGGGUACGAGAAUGACGUCUAUUUGAAACCACAAGCGCAGAAGCCCUGGGUACGAUGUUCAUUUGAUACCUCAAUGAUGGAUGAUAGUUGGUCGCAUUCUCUUCAAAAACAAUGUCGACACCUAACUGCACUAGUGCACUUCAAUUCACAUUUUUUUAUUGUUACCUAUGAAAUAAUCAAAUUAAUGAAAGUACAUAGUAUUCUGUGCGAUUUAGUGUUUGCCUGAAAUGAGAAGAGUUUAAAUUUUUUCUGCGCGUUUGCUUUCGAUCAACGACGCAUGGCUGGAAAGCAGACUUUAGGCCAGAACAAUGCAACAAUAAUAGGCGUACAAAUCGUGUGGGCUGGAGCAGAAUCUCUAUUAUUAGCCGAAGGCGAAGUGAUUACCGGUGAAUAUUUACCGAGACGAAGUCGAGGUGAAUAUUCACCGUAAUCACUGAGCCUGAGGCGAAUAAUUGUUUUAGUAUAAAUUUUUAAUGAAUAAAACAAAAUAUCCGAAUAUCAGUUCAAUUAAAUUUCAGAAAAAGAACUGUUUUCGGCCUUUUUAAGGUGACUGUCACUAAUAGUGUUGCAGUGUUUCUUGUACGCACACGCUUUCAAAAUGGCUUCUUGUGUGACUUUAUUGCUUUAUUACAAAGUUGUUUUUCUCGAUUUCUGCUUACAAUAUAAACACAAUAACGGAAUAACUCUUUCACUAGACUUAGAAUUAAAAAUCGUUUCUGUUUAGCAUUAGUUUUGUCAGGAAAUGGCUGAGAAAUUUGGUAAAUUGAAAUGUAAAACUAUAUGGUUCGAAAUAAAGUUUUAAUAUUAAACACUUUUCACUUUACAAGCUUCGAAAACACAACACAGCGGCGGGACACCAUACAGCACAAUGAAAACAUGAUAUAGCAAAAGAAAUAGUAUCGCACAAAUUAGGAAAUCUAUAGGAUAUAAAAUAAAAUGGAUUUUAAAGAAUAUCACGGCAAGGUUUUUGCCAACAGUACAGCUAGUCGGGAUGGUUUUUGCUAUUUGUUUGAAGUCAAUGUUUUGGAGUUUUAAAUAAGUUUUAAAUUGUCCGUGAAUAUGUUUGACACAGUAAAAUAAUAAAGGAAUCCUAUCUUUCUAAUUAAAUACAGCAUUGUGUGCUUCUUUCGUUUUCUGGGGACGAUUUUUUCAAUAUUUUGUCAAUUUGAAACCAAAUUUGCCGAAUCAUUCUUUUUGAAAAACAUUUACUACUUAGGUGGUAAAUAUUACCUCAGAUUUACUAGUCAACUAGCCGCCAAUCAGAGCGCGCGAAAGCCAUUUAUAUUAACAGACAAAAUGUAUUUUUAUAGACAGAAGUGAUCUCACCCAACAAUAUUUUGCUAAGGCAAGAACAUACAUUAAACACAAUUGUCUUUCUGGCAUUGGAGAAUUUCUCAGGAAAAAAAUCGAGGAAUGGAAAGAUGUGAAAAUAAGAUUUGGCAUAACAGGAGACAGUGGAGCUGGAAAAUCAGCAUUUAUCAACGCAAUAAGAGGGUAACAAGUUUUGAUAUUUCUUUUUUCGAGAUAGCCAGAGGGCAGUACCAUGACAUUGUUUGACGAUAUCAUGGGAAUACGCGCAAGCCAUUUUCGGGAAAGUAUAUUUUUACGAUUAGCUACCUAAAUCAAACUCCGAUUAGAAAGUACACCGUCUCCAAUUAUGGUGUAACACGUUUACUCCAAAUCAUUAAGCCUCGGAUAUGAUCCGAUACCAACAACAGAGAGGUUUAUAUUUUACUUUCUUUAUAGCCCUCUACUAAUAAUACGCAUUUGAUUAGUUAAUGGGGUAGAAUAAAUGCAUCUGAAUGCUUUAUGGCAACGGUAGCUGUAGCGCAAGUCAGAAUCUGAAACUCUCUAAUAUCUGUUCUUAAUUUAAGAAUUAGUAAAAUGAUGUUGAAAACCGAGAAUAAUAUAACUUUUAAAAUUAAACCCGAGAAUGGUUAACAUCUUUUUGCUGAAGCAUCCCACUAGUAAACUUUCUAUACUAUAAUGAACGUUGAUUAUCCAAGUUUCAUACACAGAUUCAACUUGAUUGCACUUGCGAUGGCAUUUUGCAAAUACGUGUAUCCAAUAUGUAGAAAAAGUUUUGCUGCACCAACCUACAUUUGUUUAAUAAUAAUUCAAUUUAUAUAUACUGCUGUUGCGUUUAUUGUUCAUAGCUACGCUUUACAAUUUUGCUGUUAAAACCAACAAAAAUAGAAUACUAUAAUUUGCAGCUUAUUUACAAUCAUAGUUUGAAUUAAUUUAAAAUAAUCACAAGGGAAAAAAUCUAAGAGUUUGAGCAUUGGUAAAUACCAAAAUUGUGACCAUCUACAUUGGAUAUAGUUAAUUCUAGAUAGGUUUUGUGGAUGGAAUUUGUCGAGUGUGAAAUUUCCCACAAUCGAAUUUCUAUCUAGAGAAGUCAAAACCCUUCUACAAGAGUUCGAGUAUGCUGGUUCACAUAAGUAAGUUUUUAGCUGGCCUGUUAAAACGGACACGUUAUAUAUAUAUAUGCCUUCCGCAAUUGGAGAGGUAGCUUGUUCCAGAGGCUACGGCGAUAGAAAAGGCUCUGCCCACAUAUGUUAAUGUUCUUGAUCAUGACUGAGGAGUUCUUCCAUGCAAAGCCAGAGCGAGCGGACAUAUAGCAACAUUUCGUGACAAGGUCUAGAACAGAUAUGUAAUUAUGCACAUAUAUCCUUGCUAUAUAUACAAAAUAUGCAUUAAUUCUUAUUUAUAAAUCGUGCUUUACUUUCUUGGUUAGACUUAAAGAUGACGAUGUUGGUGCAGCAGAAGUAGACAUGGUUGACGCAACGACUGAGCCAACAGAAUAUCCUCAUCCUAACAACUCGAUAAUUAGUUUCGUACAUUUACCCGGCAUCGGUACGCUGAACUAUCCUGAUCUUCCUAUCUACUCCGAGAAAGUUGGCUUCGAAGAUUACGAUACCUUCAUUAUUUUCACUGCAGGUCGUUUUAUACAAAAUGACUUGGAACUGGCAACGAAAGUGAAAUCAAUUGGCAAGUCGUACUUUUUUAUUCGCACAAAGAUCGAUUACGAUGGCAGGCUUAAAGAUGAAAAGCCAAUUAACGAAGCAGACAUUUUGGAAAAGACUAGACAAAAUUACAUUCAACACGUGAAAGAUUUGAUAUCCAGUGAGAAAGAAAUCUUCCUGAUUAGCAACUACCAUAAAGACAAAUGGGACUUCAACCGUCUAAUUGUAGGCAUCAGCGACACCUCGCCCGUUCUUCAAAGAGAGUGUUUAACACUAUAUUUAUCAAAUUUAAUACCAGAACGCUUGAAGAGAAAGACGAAGAGAAAGGCGAAGUUUUUCAAAGGUAAGGACUGUUUUAAAUUUGUAUAUAUGUCCAAUUAUACGCAUCUUGUCUACCUGCGAUCAGGCCUAUAAAUAAAUAAAUAGGCCUGAUACAAAUCUUAACAAAAGUCCAUGCUUUUAUAACCGUAUUUCAGUUGUAAAUCUGAUUGGUUUAUGAGACAAAAGAUUUUCUAAUCUGUCAUUUGAUUGGCUGGUGCUAAUUACAUUAUAUAUAUUCGUUGAUAUAUUUAUAGUGAUCACAACUAUAAUUAAAUUGUUGUUGUCGUUGUUUGAAAUUUAAAUUUCUCCUGCGAUAUUUUGAUUGGAUACUAAAUAUAAACUUUGCUGUGGGUGGAAAGCGAUCGGAUUAAGGAUUGUGUCAGGCUAUUAUUUGUAAAAUAGAGCCUGAUCGCAGGUUACAUCUUGUCCAAAGGACAAAUAUAGAAAAGUCAAAUUGACAUUUCAUUUGUUUAUUGGACGAAUGGUUGUUCAAUACAUGGGGAGAGUUUCUUGAAAGUCCUUAAUAUUCUCUUAUAUUAUACUACUAAUAAUAAAAAAUAGUAUCACAUAAUACCUUCAUUAUUUCUAACUAACAAAUCUAGCUCAAGCGUUUGCUGUGGUAACCGUUUCAGCAGAAACCGGUGCAAUUCCAGUUUCUGGAGUCGGAGGUGCUAUUGAGGUUGCACUUAUUGAAG
This is a messenger RNA of Paramuricea clavata, 6919 nucleotides long. NCBI's taxonomy places the organism in Eukaryota, Metazoa, Cnidaria, Anthozoa, Malacalcyonacea, Plexauridae. The record is from the annotation of a GenBank genome assembly.